UCGUCGACUUGGUCAUGUUCAACAACCUCUCUCACUCCCUUUGGGGCAAAGAUUAACAAAAGCAAACGUGAUGCGGUAUCAGAAGAGGAUGGAAGAGGAAUAGGCGAGCAAGGGAGAAAGAGAAAAUGAGAUAAGUUAACGAUUGAUCUCCUGCCCCUCCACUUCAUCAUUCUCCGUCGAUAUUAGCACUCACGCAGUUGUUUCUAGCUAGUUAGUCAGUCAGUCUUUCAGUGGCAGGUUAGUUGGACAGUUGUUUAGCUGCAUACUGCAUACGUCAAAAUGGUUGCGAUGCUGAAGAGGACUCACUCAUUUCUAACAUUCAGUUUUAUCUUUCUCCUGUCACUGGGAAUCUGCUAUGCAACCGACUACAAAGUUACCGACCGUGUCUUCUUUGAUAUGCAAAUGGGUGGCAAGGAUAUCGGAAGAAUAGAAAUCGGUCUUUUUGGAGAAGAUGUGCCGAAAACUGUCCGGAACUUCGUCACUUUAGCCACAACUGGAGUCGAUGGAAAGACAUACGCCAACUCUCCAUUCCACAGAGUCAUCAAGAAAUUUAUGAUUCAAGGAGGUGACAUCAUCAACGGUGAUGGGACUGGCUCAACCAGCAUUUACGGUAGAAAAUUCGAUGACGAAAACUUCAACCUGAAGCACGUUGGACCAGGAUUCCUCAGCAUGGCUAACUCUGGAAGAAAUACAAAUGGAUGCCAGUUUUUCAUCACCACAAUUGCUACUCCAUGGCUGGACAACAAGCAUGUAGUGUUCGGAAAGGUGAUCAAGGGCCAAAACGUUGUGCAUACCAUUGAGCAGGCAAAAACCAACACCAAUGACCAGCCAUUGGAGAGAGUCAUCAUCAAGGCCAGUGGUAGCAUCCCCACUCCCGAGCCAUACACAAUCACCGACAACAUCUACGAUGAUACGUGUGGAAUUAGCACUAAACGUGACUGCACCUUAAUAUCCAUAGGCGCCGACUCCAUGGGGCCCAAGGGGCUCGAGCCCCCCCAAAAAUUUAGUUGAGGGGGCGGAGCCCCCCCAAUAAUUUGUUGAGAAGGAUAAUUACAUUUUGCUUGUAAGUUUAAAGCAUCGCGUGAUACGCUACUAUAAACUCUUUAAACAGUACUAAACCAAUUACUCUCAACACAAUGUCAUACUGUGUUGUGCUUUUACGAACUUAAUACGAUGUAAAACUGAGUAAGUUUAGCCAAAGAGAUGAGUGUUGAAGCAUGAGGGUAAGGGGAGUCAUAGAUAGUUAUAAGAAUUUGGAACUGUGCUGCGACGCGAACCACUGUUAUUGUUAUUGUCUACUUGUUAUUGUUAUUGUCUAGAAGGCGUAGAGGGCGACGACCCGGUAAGUCAAACAACCCACCCCUCCCCGCACACUCAUGCCAAAAAUUGCGCCACUGCUCCUGCACUCACUCUAGCAGUGUGUCCAGCCGUAGUACAUUUUGCGAGGGAUAUUUUGAUAAUUAGUACUUAAUUUUUCCCGGGCUGGACACACUGCAUUCUAGUCUGUCUUGUGUUGUGUAGUUGUG
Nilaparvata lugens (brown planthopper) is the source of this 1526-nucleotide messenger RNA. Its product is annotated as peptidyl-prolyl cis-trans isomerase 6. NCBI's taxonomy places the organism in Eukaryota, Metazoa, Arthropoda, Insecta, Hemiptera, Delphacidae. Gene Ontology annotation, cellular component: intracellular membrane-bounded organelle. Gene Ontology annotation, biological process: protein folding; protein peptidyl-prolyl isomerization. Gene Ontology annotation, molecular function: peptidyl-prolyl cis-trans isomerase activity. The transcript is spliced from 6 exons. The coding region runs from base 280 to 1011 and encodes 243 amino acids. The record is from RefSeq and is a predicted model, not a curated record.